Molecule: messenger RNA, 1761 nt
Organism: Megalobrama amblycephala (Wuchang bream)
Lineage: Eukaryota; Metazoa; Chordata; Actinopteri; Cypriniformes; Xenocyprididae
Product: syndecan binding protein (syntenin)
Exons: 9
Coding region: 226-1137 (303 amino acids)
Cellular component (GO): cytoplasm; plasma membrane
Molecular function (GO): protein binding
Source: RefSeq, a predicted model, not a curated record
GGCGCUCUCGCGCAGAUGAUGAUGAUGAUGAUGAUGAUGAUGACAUGCGCUCGAGUGUAUAUUUCCCUCAUCCAGGACACCCACGGACAUUACAUCCAUAACCUCCGAGACCCAGCGAACUAAAUCAGCUGUCAAACAUUUACUGCCGAAACAACUGGACAGGCGCGCGAUCAUCUGAUACUUCUGUAGCGUCAAGGAAACUGAUCUGGAAACAGGAUAAUAAUCAUGUCACUGUAUCCAUCUCUAGAAGACAUGAAGGUGGAUAAAUUCAUGCAGGCUCAUAACACUCCUACUGCCAGCCCAUCAAAAGCUUUAGCUCUUCCUGAACCUUCCAGCGUCCAGAACGAGCCGAGUUCAUACUCUGAAGAGAUGGGUGCUUCCAGCAGGUUGUACCCUGAGCUGAAUGAGUUUAUGGGUCUGAAUCUCAGUGCAGAUGCUCUACAAACGCUUUCCUCUUCAGUAAUCGACCAGACCAGCGGGGCUCUCAGUGUCUGCACAUCUGGAACGAGCUGGACGGCAGCCCCGAUAACAGGAAGUGACCUGGGGGUGAAGAGGGCGGAGAUUCGGCAGGGUGUACGGGAGGUGGUGCUGUGCAAAGACAUGGAUGGGAAGAUUGGCCUCCGCCUCAAAGCCGUGGAUAAUGGUGUGUUUGUGCAGUUGGUGCAGGCGAACACUGCUGCAGCGUUGGCAGGGCUGCGCUUUGGUGAUCAGAUUCUGCAGAUCAAUGGCAAAUCAUGUGCUGGCUGGAGUAGUGAUAAUGCACACAAAGUGCUUAAGAACGCCAACCCAGAGAGGAUCACUUUGGCUGUGCGAGACAGGCCAUUGGAGCGAUCUGUUACUCUUCACAAGGACAUGAACGGGCAGCUGGGCUUUAUUUAUAAAAAGGGUCGGAUCAUCUCAAUAGUACAAGACAGCUCAGCUGCACGUAACGGCCUCCUUACUGACCAUCAGAUCUGUGAGAUCAACGGUCAGAACAUCAUUGGACUGAAGGACUCCCAAAUCAUGGACAUCCUUAAUUCCAGCGGAGGCGUCGUCACUGUAACUGUGAUGCCAGUGGUCAUCUUUGAACACAUGAUGAAAAGGAUGUCCAGCAGUAUUGUAAAGUCACUAAUGGAUCAUUCUAUUCCUGAGGUGUGAGAUGUGCGGAUCAAACUGUACAGCUGUUCGGCCACUGUUUGGAGGGCUCACAUUUGCUCAUUCGUGUGUCCGCAUCAUGUGAUUUUAUAUAAGUUUGAGAGGUUAUUGACAGGCAAAGAAAGGAGAUAUUUGCUUUGCCUUUAAAGUGAUAGUGUCCCAAAAACGGCAAGUUCUUUAAUCAUUUACUCACCUUUAUGUUGUUCCAAACCUUAUAGCACACAAGUCAUGGAUUAUUCUGCAGUGUAUAUAUAUAUAUAUUUUUGAGUUCCAUGAACGUGAGUAAAUGUUGACAAAUGUUCAUUUUUGGGUGAACUAACUCUUUAAUUCUUCUCCUUUAUCUUUAAAUAUGUUGUGUUAAAAGCCUGAAGCUCAUUUCAGUUCCUCUCAAUUCUUGAAAUAUCUCACAAAAAGCAUUCUGAAUAAUCAUCAACAUGCACUACAGCACACUCAUGCUGUAAAUCAGUCGUAAUAAAAAUGCUGUUAAAAUUACUGUUUGAAAGCCAUUAAAAGACUAUGCACUGCUGAAGACAGUUUUGUAUGAAAAACAGUAGAGAAUUCAAUUACAUGACAACUUUAUUUUGAAGAGAUAGAAUUGCAGUAAACCUUUGUGUCCCUGUAAACUGA